AUGCAUGUCAUCACUGGAACCACGACUGUGCCCAUGGCUGUUCCAUUUGCUCGCGGGGACAUGAUCGAACCCACCACAGCACCAGCGGAUGAUAAUACACAGGUCCAAGUCUUCAUAUUCCCCACCAUUUCCAUGGAUUUAACAGCCCAGCCUACACAGAGUGAGAGAACAGACAGUCCUGGACCUCGGGGGGAAUGCACUGACGGUGCAGUGACUGACACAGACCAGCGGGACAAUCCAGGACCCACCAGAAGACCCGAUGAACCAGCUGUAACACCCUUGGGUAAUGUCUUGUGUGUGAAUGAGGCAGCAGUAAAGGACAAAGAUGUUGUGAGUCUGAAGCUGAAGGCUCCCUCAAACUGCGAGGACACCAGAGCAAAAAUUCAGAGUGUUCUGGAACAUCUGUGUGGGCAAGAUUGCAAGCUGGAGCUCUACCAGGAGGACAACUCUGCUGAAAUUGUUGUCUAUGGCCAAAACAUUCAAGAUGAUGCCAAAGGAAUGGCAGAGAGGUUCAACAAUGAUAACAUCAAAGAUAAGGUUGGGGUGGAGGAUGCUGUUCCUCGCUGGGGGAAGCAUUCCAAGGCCGUUCUGAUCGCUGUGCUACUCUGUGGCCUCAUCCUGGCAGCCCUCCUCAUUGCCUUCUAUGUCAUCAAGAACCACCUCACGCAGUCAAAGGGACAUAGACUGGCUGAGGAGUCCUUCCAGGUGGACGAGAUCAAUCAGGGCAAUACGCUGGUGUCUGUCACUCCUCUCCAUCCUCAGGAGCCCUUGGACAAGCCCACCAUCAAUGGAGACUCCUCUGAGAAUGCCGCAAGCCAGCCUCCUCAAACCAACGGCCACUCUGCCACCCAGAACCCAGUGGCCGACACAGAGAUGUGAUG
Molecule: messenger RNA, 881 nt
Organism: Chanos chanos (milkfish)
Lineage: Eukaryota; Metazoa; Chordata; Actinopteri; Gonorynchiformes; Chanidae
Product: hematopoietic progenitor cell antigen CD34
Exons: 7
Coding region: 1-879 (292 amino acids)
Biological process (GO): cell adhesion
Cellular component (GO): membrane
Source: RefSeq, a predicted model, not a curated record